Pogona vitticeps (central bearded dragon) is the source of this 2579-nucleotide messenger RNA. RefSeq names its product B cell linker (gene BLNK). Gene Ontology annotation, biological process: cell surface receptor protein tyrosine kinase signaling pathway; intracellular signal transduction. Lineage: Eukaryota; Metazoa; Chordata; Lepidosauria; Squamata; Agamidae. Gene Ontology annotation, cellular component: cytoplasm. The record is from RefSeq and is a predicted model, not a curated record.
AAAGUUCCUGAUUUCCUCCUGAGCGCUCAUACAGGAAAUGUAGCGCAGGGUAAUAGGCAUCCUGCCCUUCCGCCAGCAGCAGUGUUAGCUUUGCAUCCGACGAAGUGGACGGAAGUCCGCGGAAGCUCAUGCUAGACACAGCUUGGGAGUCUUAAUGGUGCCACUAGACUCUUUGGCUUUUGGACCUGCUCUGUCUUAGAGACCUGCUCUUCCCUGGAGACUUACCAGGGCCUCUGUCUAGAGACUAUGCACAGGCAACUUCAAAAAAUAGUGCAUGAUAUCAAGAAAAAUGACAGUGGAAUAAUGAGCAAGUUCAAAAAGUUCCAAAAUGAACAAGUGGCCUUAAUAUGCAAAACUGGGAAAAAUACAUGGGAUCGGCUAACAAGCAAAGCACCACCCAGCGUACCACCAGUAGAUUAUGUUCCAGACCAUCUAGAUGAAGAGGAACAGUGGUCAGAUGACUUUGACAGUGAUUAUGAAAACCCUGACAACCACUCCGAUUCUGAUACAUAUGUGGUUCCUAAUGAAGACAAUUGUGAUGAUAGCUAUGAGCCUCCUCCAAGUGAACAGGAAAAAAAACAGAUCCCCAUAGCCUUCUCAUGUUCUGGAGGAGAAUAUGCAGACAACAAACAACCAAGCCAGCAGAAACCAUGGCUGGGGGCCAAGCCACUGCCUACUCUGCCAAAUCAGUCUUCAUCAAAACCAAAGAAACCAGCUGCUUUGCCGCCACCCUCUGCUGCACUGAAGCCAAACCCCCCACCUAAGCUAACUGACGAGGAGGCGGAUUAUGUAGUGCCUGUUGAUGAUGAAGAGGAUAAUUACAUUGAACCCACUGAAGAAAGCACACCACAACCUGUAAAACCUCCCAUGGUGAACAGAUCUAUCAAGCCCACCCCCAGAUUUGAUCCUCCCAGUUCAGCAACGUUGCCUCCUGUGUCACCUUCUACAUUAGAUGUCUAUGAAGUGCCUGAAGAAGAGGAAAAGUCAUCACCUGCAGUAAUUGGGAUUUCAAAGCCACUUCCUCCAAAGCCUGUUCAGAGGCCAUCCGGAGGACGCCCUUAUGAACAGAACACAGUCAAUGAAUCCUUUAAACCUGACAGAAAUGUUUUGCCACUUCCAAGACAGCGUCCUCCACCAAAAAUUGAACCCGAUGGUCUUGGAAUACAGGAGAGUGGAAAUCACAUCAGCAAAAGUGCUUCAGAAAUCAAGUUCCCAUCUGUCACAGCCCCAUCUCCAUUUCCAAGGAUUACGAAAAAACUACCAUACCCAGAGAUACCAGCAAAACCAGGUGUCCCUGACAGAGAUCACCUGAAUGUUGCUGAAGAUAAACCUAUACCAGCUGAGCGUCGCCGGUCUUCCACCCAUGAGAUUCCUCUUCCACCCAUUCCAAAGCCACUGCCUCAAAAGCCACCAGUCUUGCCUCGAUCACCAGGACCUGUGAACUGCACCUCUAGUAUACCACGCCAUAGUGUUCAAUGUGGUUUCACCAUAGCGGAACAGAAUGCUGGUGUUCAUGGGAAACCAUGGUACAUGGCUUCCAGUGAUCGAAAAACAGCCGAAGAGGCUUUACAUAAAUCAAAUGAGGAUGGAUCGUUCCUUGUAAGGAAGAGUUCUGGACAAGACUCAAAGCAACCAUAUACACUAGUUGUGUUUUACAACAAGAGAGUAUAUAACAUCCCAGUCCGAUUUAUUGAAUCAACAAGACAGUAUGCUCUAGGCAGAGAAAAAAGUGGAGAGGAGCGCUUCGACAGUGUUGCAGAAAUCAUAGAAAAUCAUCAACGGACUUCUCUUGUUCUCAUUGACAGUCAAAACAACACGAAAGACUCUACUAAACUAAGACAUAUUGUCAGAAUUUCAGAACUGAAAUGAGGAUCCUUGUGGAAAAUCCUCCCGCUCUACAAUUCUAAGUUUUGAGAAUGAACAUUUGAGAAUGAGCAUGUAGACCUAUAAUUAGAAGAAUUUGCUUCAAAAGCUUUACAAACAAGCAAAAAUAAAUACAAUCUGCUCAAUUUAUAUAGUUUGUAGAAAAUGAAAGAGAUUUGAUAGUCACCAAGUCUUAGAAAAAAGUGCUGAAGCACUGAGUUGUGAAGUUUUAAGUUUCACCAGUUCCUGAAUUUUUGCACACUUGGACAUAUACUUUUUAUAAAGGAUAUUAUAAACUAUGUAAGAGUAGUUGUGUCCAAUGGCAUGUAAUAUACUGUACUCAGAAGAACAGUUAUCUGUUGCAGUGUACCAAUUACAGAAGACGUUCCUUGGUAAAAUUCCAAUUUUGUUAUAUUUUAAAUGUCAAAGUGAGCCAUUAUGCAGGAAGAUUGAAGGAGUUGAUUCCUGGGACUGAAAGCAUCAAUUUAUUGCAUCUGUACUGGCUUUAGCUAUAUUUGUUGGAGCCCCUGUUACCUGUGUACGUAUCAGAAUAUAAAAGGAAGUACUAAGCAUAGUACUAAUGUGCAAUUGUGAUCCGGAGUACUGUGUUGGGGCUGUUUCACAUUUUAAGCACAUUUUAUCUACCUCUCAGUUUCUGUUAAAAUGGAACUUAUAUUGUGUGCCUAUGUAUUUUAAAUAUAGUGAACAAAAUAUUA